AUGUCGUCCUCGUCAUCAACAAACUCCGCCUCAGGCUCGCAGAAAAAGCACAAGGUUGCCAUCAUCGGCUCCGGAAACUGGGGGUCUGCAAUCGCCCGCAUCGCCGGACAGAAUGCGCAGCGUCACUCGGAUAUCUUCGAACGUGAAGUGCAGAUGUACGUGUUCGAGGAAGACUACAAGGGCAAGCCGCUUUCGGCGGUGAUCAACGAGACGCACGAGAACCCGAAGUACCUGCCGGGCUGCAAGCUGCCCGAGAACGUCGUUGCCAACCCAUCACCCGUCGACGCGGCCAAGGGGGCGUCCUUGCUCGUGUUUGUCCUGCCCCAUCAGUUCAUUCGGUCGGUGUGCAAGCAGCUGAAGGGCCACGUGAGCCCGGAUGCGCAUGCGAUCAGCAUGAUCAAGGGCGUCGAGGUCAAGGACGGCAAGAUCUCGAUCUUUGCCGACGUGAUCGAGGAGGCGUUGGGCGUCAGCUGUUCCGCGCUGUCCGGCGCGAAUAUCGCCAACGAGGUGGCGCAGGACAAGUUCAGCGAGACCACCAUCGGCCACCGCCCGGACGCCAAGGGUCACGAGAAUGCAGAGUUGUUCUUCAAGCUGUUCGAUACACCCACGUUCAAGGUGGGCAUCAUCGAGGAUGUCGCAGGUGUCAGUCUCUGCGGAGCGCUCAAGAAUGUCGUUGCUAUUGCGGCUGGAUUCACGGAUGGAUUGGGUUGGGGCGACAAUGCAAAAGCGGCAGUGAUGCGCAUCGGGUUGAUGGAGAUGAAGCGCUUCAGCGAGGAGUUCUUCGACGGCGUCAAGCCAGAGACGUUCACCGAGACGUCGGCCGGCGUGGCGGAUCUGAUCACUACGUGUCUCGGCGGCAGGAAUCGCAAGUGCGCCGAAGCUUUCGUCAAGACGGGCAAGCCGUUCGAUCAACUCGAGAAAGAGCUGUUGAAUGGGCAGAAACUGCAGGGCACCGAGACGGCGCGUGAGGUGCACGAGUUGCUGGCUGCGCGCGGCAAGGUCGACGACUAUCCGCUGUUCAAGGCUGUCUACUCGAUCGCCUACGAGGGCAUCGAUGCUCACGAUCUGACAAGUCGCUUGUAG
Sporisorium graminicola is the source of this 1083-nucleotide messenger RNA. RefSeq lists its product as uncharacterized. Lineage: Eukaryota; Fungi; Basidiomycota; Ustilaginomycetes; Ustilaginales; Ustilaginaceae. Gene Ontology annotation, cellular component: nucleus; cytosol; glycerol-3-phosphate dehydrogenase (FAD) complex. The record is from RefSeq and is a predicted model, not a curated record. The coding region runs from base 1 to 1083 and encodes 360 amino acids. Gene Ontology annotation, biological process: glycerol-3-phosphate catabolic process; carbohydrate metabolic process. Gene Ontology annotation, molecular function: NAD binding; protein homodimerization activity; glycerol-3-phosphate dehydrogenase [NAD(P)+] activity. The transcript has a single exon.